AUGAAGAGACAUUUAAUACAAUGCAUCAACUGUCCCGAGGAGUGGAAAAGGCAGAUAAGAGCCACUGGAUCUGAAGGAAGGAAUACUCAAAAUAAAGAAAAUGAGAAUCCAUUGGAGCCAAAUGUACCAAGUGAGAAUGCUCAGAACUCUACAGAUUUGCCACAAACACCGCUGUCAGAUGGAAUAAAGGAAAACCUCCAUACAUUACUAGCUAAAGCUGUAUAUGUUACCGGAACACCACUUUCAAUGGUCGAGCAUCCUCUUUGGAUAAAUUUCUUCGAAAAACUUCAACCACAGUACAAGCUGCCGUCAAGAAAAACAAUUUCUACGACUAUUUUAGAAAAAACGUAUAACAGCAUGCACCGUGAACUGAAAGAAGACUUGAUGACCCAAAAGUGUUUGCAUCUGCUUCUGGAUGGCUGGUCAAAUUACAGGAAUGAAGAAGUAACAAUAGUUGAAAACGCUGUCAAAGAAAAGAUUCUAGAGAAUGUCGAUCAGAGAAUUCAAAUGUGCCUCAAGCCCAUACAUUAUGCGGCAUACUUAUUAGACCCUGCUGAACAAGGAGCAGAGCUUGAUCAGAAUCAAAAUUGA
This is a messenger RNA of Parnassius apollo (apollo), 591 nucleotides long. NCBI's taxonomy places the organism in Eukaryota, Metazoa, Arthropoda, Insecta, Lepidoptera, Papilionidae. The record is from the annotation of a GenBank genome assembly.